Molecule: messenger RNA, 742 nt
Organism: Durusdinium trenchii
Lineage: Eukaryota; Dinophyceae; Suessiales; Symbiodiniaceae
Source: the annotation of a GenBank genome assembly
UCUCAGCUGCCAUCGCGGUCCAAAGCUUGCCGGGCACUCUCGAACGCAUGUUGAAGGUACAUGCCGGUGGCGCCUGUGCCGGUGAGCAAAGCCCAAGAGCUGCUUGUGAUGGAGGCUGGUGUCGGCGAUGGCGGCCACGCUUCAAGGCGGAGUCGGGCCUCUCCUUGGAAGCGGCAGCAGCAGCUGCGGUGAUAUGGACGCAGCUCCAAGAGCGCAUGAGUGAAGGCUCCUCGACGAGUUCCUCUGCGAUCUCCUCGCGCAACUCAACAUCAACCAUCUCUGACGAUGAUCUGGGCACAGUGAGACGCAAACGACGCCAAAGGUAUUCUUGCAUUGUUUUGGGCUCCCCUGCUGACCGAGUCAAGAUCAGCUGACGGUGCCUGCUUGUGCUGCGAAGCACAUGGAAUCGAAUACAUGCCCUUAUAUAAUCAAUGGCAUUUGAUGCCAGGGCGGGACUAGACUGGUUCAGAUUCAAACCAACAGCUUGUGGAUUUCUUCCUCGCAAUGAGCAGAACAGUCUCGUCUCUCCCUGUGACAUUCAGUGAUUUCAUUCCAGCCCACUAUGCUUGCUGCGAGGGGCAUCUUGGAAGGGAAGGUUCGAGUUUGAAUCACUGAAGCAAUGCCUGACGAACCUUGCGUUCGCAUAGGAGUUUGCCAUAUUUGGUCAGUCCAGAUUGGCACUUCCUCUUCUUAUGUUUUGAUGAUGCAACAAAAGCACGGCAAGCCACCACUUGGAUACUCC